GUGGCGCUCUGCUCCGUCCCGCCCGCCGCCGGCCCCCGCGCCCGCUCCCGACUCGCCAGGGCCUCGGCCGCCCGCCGCCAGCCCCCGCCCAGGCUGUGAAUGAAAGGCAGGCGCCGCCGGGGGCUGGCUGCAAGCGACGCGGCGACGCCGGCCUCUCGGGAGGCGCGCUCCCCGCGGAGAUGUACGGUGUGUGUGGCUGCUGUGGUGCCCUUCGCCCCAGGUACAAAAGGCUGGUUGACAACAUCUUCCCCGAGGAUCCGGAGGAUGGCCUGGUGAAGACCAAUAUGGAGAAGCUGACCUUCUAUGCCCUCUCGGCUCCAGAAAAGCUAGACCGUAUUGGUGCCUACCUCUCGGAGAGGCUCAUCCGUGAUGUGGGCCGCCAUCGAUACGGGUACGUGUGCAUCGCCAUGGAGGCGCUGGACCAGCUGCUCAUGGCCUGCCAUUGCCAGAGCAUUAACCUCUUUGUGGAGAGCUUCCUCAAGAUGGUGGCCAAGCUGCUGGAGUCGGAGAAGCCCAACCUGCAGAUCCUCGGCACCAACUCGUUUGUGAAGUUCGCCAACAUCGAGGAGGACACCCCAUCCUAUCAUCGGAGCUAUGACUUCUUUGUGUCCCGAUUCAGUGAAAUGUGCCACUCAAGCCACGAUGACUUGGAAAUCAAGACUAAAAUCCGGAUGUCAGGUAUCAAAGGUCUGCAAGGCGUGGUGAGGAAGACGGUGAAUGAUGAAUUACAGGCCAAUAUCUGGGACCCACAGCACAUGGACAAGAUCGUCCCUUCACUGCUUUUCAAUCUGCAGCACGUGGAGGAGGCAGAGAGCCGGUCUCCCUCGCCCCUCCAAGCACCGGAGAAAGAAAAAGAAAACCCAGCAGAGCUGGCUGAGAGGUGUCUGCGGGAGCUGCUGGGCCGGGCUGCCUUUGGCAAUAUUAAGAAUGCCAUCAAGCCUGUCCUCAUCCAUCUGGAUAACCACUGUCUUUGGGAACCCAAGGUGUUCGCUAUCCGUUGCUUUAAAAUCAUCAUGUACUCAAUUCAGCAGCUCCUGAGCCACCUGGACGCCAACAGCCGCAGCGCCGCAACUGUGCGCGCCGGCAUCGUGGAGGUCCUGUCGGAAGCUGCGGUCAUCGCCGCCACUGGCUCUGUUGGGCCCACGGUGCUGGAGAUGUUCAACACCCUGCUGAGGCAGCUGCGGCUCAGCAUCGACUACGCCUUGACCGGGAGCUACGACGGGGCCUUGAGCCUUGGCACCAAGAUCAUCAAGGAGCACGAGGAGCGCAUGUUCCAGGAGGCAGUCAUCAAGACCAUAGGCUCCUUUGCCAGCACAUUGCCCACUUAUCAGCGCUCGGAAGUGAUUCUUUUCAUCAUGAGCAAGGUCCCACUACCUUCCCUGCAUCACCCUGUGGAGACUGGGAGGACAGGGGAGAACCGGAACCGGCUGACCCAGAUUAUGCUGCUGAAAUCCCUCCUUCAGGUAUCCACAGGUUUCCAGUGCAACAAUAUGACGUCAGCCCUGCCUAGCAACUUCCUUGACCGCCUUCUCUCCACUGCCCUCAUGGAAGAUGCAGAAAUUCGUCUUUUCGUCCUAGAGAUUCUUAUCAGUUUCAUUGAUCGUCAUGGCAACCGCCACAAGUUCUCUACCAUCAGUACCCUCAGUGACAUCUCAGUUCUGAAACUGAAAGUGGAUAAGUGCUCCCGACAGGAUACUGUCUUCAUGAAGAAGCACUCCCAGCAGCUCUACCGGCACAUCUACCUGAGCUGUAAGGAGGAAACGAACAUACAGAAGCACUACGAGGCGCUCUACGGCCUGCUGGCACUCAUCAGCAUCGAGCUGGCCAAUGAGGAGGUGGUGGUAGACCUCAUCCGCCUGGUGCUGGCUGUUCAGGACGUGGCCCAGGUCAAUGAAGAGAACUUGCCUGCAUACAACCGCUGUGCCCUCUAUGCCCUGGGUGCAGCCUACCUGAACCUCAUCAGCCAACUCACGACAGUGCCUGCCUUCUGCCAGCACAUCCAUGAGGUAAUUGAGACCAGGAAGAAAGAGGCCCCCUACAUGCUUCCUGAGGAUGUGUUCGUGGAGAGGCCCAGGCUGUCUCAGAAUCUAGAUGGUGUGGUGAUUGAGUUCCUCUUCCGCCAGAGCAAGAUCAGUGAAGUCCUGGGGGGCAGUGGCUACAAUUCAGACAGGCUCUGCCUGCCCUACAUCCCUCAGCUGACAGAUGAGGAUCGCUUAUCCAAGAGAAAGAGCAUUGGGGAGACUAUUUCCCUGCAGGUGGAGGUGGAAUCAAGGAACAGCCCAGAGAAAGAGGAGCGAGUGCCUGCUGAGGAAAUCACUUAUGAGACACUGAAGAAGGCCAUUGUGGACAGCGUGGCGGUGGAGGAGCAGGAGCGUGAGCGGCGGCGACAGGUGGUGGAGAAAUUCCAAAAGGCACCAUUCGAGGAGAUUGCAGCUCACUGUGGGGCCCGGGCAUCCCUGUUGCAGAGCAAACUCAACCAGAUCUUUGAAAUCACCAUCCGGCCUCCUCCCAGCCCAUCAGGAACCAUCACUGCAGCCUAUGGCCAGCCGCAGAACCACUCCAUCCCUGUCUACGAAAUGAAGUUUCCCGAUCUGUGCGUGUACUGAAUUCCAAAAGAUGGAGGACCUCAAAGGAAUGGGUUUUGAGGGAGGACUUGCCCUCACACUCACCUCUACCAUGUGGAAAUUCAGCUGGAUCUCUGACACCUUGGAUGAUAGCGCCUUUCCAGCUAAGCAAAGGUGGAGCUCCCAGGCCUCCUCUGGUCCUUCAUUGCUCUCCUGCCUCCUCCUCAUCAUCCCUGACGGAGCUCCAGCCACCAGCCUUCUGGGGCCAAUAAGCAUCUCAUCUGCACCUUCUGUUUUGUGUCAUCCAGGGACAUAGAGUCAUGGGGUAUCUCCAGAGGGAAGUUGAGAGGCCUAGAAAUUUCCCAUCUGGUAUGUUGGAUGAAUGGCUGCCAUUGGGGUUACAUCUAUGAGGGCUUGUUGGCCACCUCCAGAGGAGGGAGCUAGAUGGAGACUUGGUUGGUCAAAGGAAGCCAUUGAUGACACUUAUAAAAAAGUGUGGGAGCUGGAGAUGGUGGCUGCUUUCAUCCCUAGCAGUCCCCCUCUUCUCCCAUUCAAGUCUUGUGUCUCUCUUCCACUCUUGCUCACCUUCCAGUUGUCUGGUUUUUUGUUUGUUUGGGUUUUUUUUACUACUGAUGAAUGUUGAACCCUUAUAACAGGAACUGGGGAUAGAGAAGUGGAGGUUGGGCAGCAGCGAAGAUAGAACAAAGGACUGGCAGACCCAGGGAUAGGGAGAGGCUGGUUCUUCCAGCCUGGGCAGCAAGCAUCACCCAAGACCUGCCUCCCAUCUCAGGCACAAGGGCAAGUUGUGUCCCUGUGUAGAUUCCUCACCUCCUUUGUUCUGAGGGGCUUGUGGUGGCCCUCUUGUGGUUCUCUGACUUCUUGAUAUUUCUCUAAGUUGCUUGAGAAGGACUGGGGGCAUGAUUUAAGUGGUAGAACACCUGUCUAGAAGCAUGAAGCCCUGAGUUCAAACCCUAGGAGCACCAAAAGAAAGAUAAAAAAUGUGGACUCUUCAGCUGACUGAAUUACCAUCUCUUUGAUGUCUGUCUUCCAAGGACCCCAGAGUGUUUCUGCAGCCUCUGGGUUGAGGGAAGGCACAGCAUAUAGUACUUGGUUCUGGAUGACUGAAAGAGGGAGGAGGCACAGAGCCCCCGCAAUCUGCCCAUUAGUUCCCAUGGAAGAGGCUUCCAGCCCGAGCGUUUCCCCUGCGUGAUUUAUGAGAGCAGCUGACCCAGGGACCAGUUGGGGCACAGAAAUAGCUGCUAGCUGCUCUGUCACACUUCCCUUUCCUGACCCCUCCUCUCACAGCUAUGCCGCGUGGUCCAGCAUAACCCUUUCUUUUCUUUUCAGACUUCUUAUAACUUUUCUGAGCUGACAUAACUCAUUUGACCAUUUGGAUUUCUUGACCCCAUGAAAUUGAAUUCCUUUUUAGGGUAUAGUUUUAGGCAAUGGGCCAGAAGGGAGCUGUUUCUGCUAAUGGAGGGGAGGCAGCUUCUCAGGACACUCCCAAGUCACCCCCUGCACACAGCCCUGCACAGAUGCCUAGUGAGAGCCUGACUGUUGGGACAGAUGGGUGCAUUUUCCAAAAUGGGGACAAACUUAACACAUGCAGUUCCCUUGCAUGUGCAGUAAAUAUUGUGGGGAGGGGACUGUCUGCCCCUCAUCCCUCCUAGUUUGCACACUUUGGAUGCAGCUGUAAGCACCUCCUAGUGCUGUGGGUGCUUGGUUCCCGCAUGGCCUGUGUGAUCACAGGCGCCAAGGGUGAGGUCCUGCUCCUCCUCGGUUUUUUGGCUAUUUCUGUGGCUUUUGUCUUAUAACUACCCAACUUUACAAGCAUGGACUUAGAUUUCUCUUGCAUAUCUCUUUAUUAAGAAACUAAGUUUAAAAUAACUUUAAAAAAAACUAGAUGACAAAUAAUCUUUGGAAGAA
Messenger RNA from Castor canadensis (American beaver), 4490 nucleotides. NCBI's taxonomy places the organism in Eukaryota, Metazoa, Chordata, Mammalia, Rodentia, Castoridae. The record is from RefSeq and is a predicted model, not a curated record.